Ananas comosus (pineapple) is the source of this 2034-nucleotide messenger RNA. Its product is annotated as carboxyl-terminal-processing peptidase 2, chloroplastic. The coding region runs from base 132 to 1772 and encodes 546 amino acids. The transcript has 13 exons. The record is from RefSeq and is a predicted model, not a curated record. Gene Ontology annotation, molecular function: endopeptidase activity; protein binding; serine-type peptidase activity. Gene Ontology annotation, biological process: proteolysis. NCBI's taxonomy places the organism in Eukaryota, Viridiplantae, Streptophyta, Magnoliopsida, Poales, Bromeliaceae.
UACGCAACACUAUCCGGUGGGAAAAAAGAACGAGCUACUACACAACACUAUCCGGUGGGAAAAAAGAACGAGAGUUCGCCGUGCGUUUUCAAAUCCCUCUCCUCCAUUCUCGUUGCCCUUCGAAGGUGGUGAUGGGGAUUGAGAUCGCUGCUGCUUCCCCACGUCCUCUCCCACUCGUCGUUAUCUCCUCCUCCGCAAACCCUAAUCCACCCCAUCGUUCCCUCCUCCAUCGGAGUCCGUGGAACAAUGCUCAGGUCUGCAGCAUUGUAGCUGGCGAUCUCAAUUCUCCUUCGAGGUUUCUUAUUUUCAAGGUUACCCGAAGAUCAACAACUUACAGGAUAAUCAACCAUGCUGACGACGGUUUAUCAUGUACAUCCUUUUUUCAGACAUUGUGGAUGCCAAAGAGAAUAUAUUCUCAUUAUAUUGCACCACUGAUUAGGUUUUGCACUAAUUUGAGUUAUGAAACUAAGAACCACAAAAUAAGCUAUUGGCAAGAGACAUUCAAGCAUAAUAUAUCUGUCCGUUUGGUUCGUCUGAUCUUUGGCAUGAUGUUUGUGAUGGCCGUGUCUGUAAGCGUCAACAAGGCACCCUCAUGGGCACUUACAGAUGAAAAUCUGCUUUUCUUGGAGGCAUGGAGGACGGUUGAUCGUGCGUACUAUGAUAAAACGUUCAAUGGGCAAAGCUGGUUUAGAUAUCGGGAAACUGCACUCCGAAAUGAACCAAUGAAUACACGGGAAGAAACAUAUGCGGCUAUAAAGAAAAUGCUUUCAACGUUAGAUGAUCCUUUUACUCGGUUUUUGGAACCUGAGAAAUUCAAGAAUUUGCGGUCUGGCACCCAAGGUGCUCUUACAGGGGUAGGUUUGUCAAUCGGCUAUCCUACAGCACUUAAUGGAUCACCAACAGGCCUUGUUGUAAUGUCGUCAACCCCUGGCGGACCUGCUGAGAAGGCCGGUAUCGUUCCUGGAGACAUUAUUUUGGCAAUUAAUGAUGUUAGUACAGAAGAUAUGGAUAUAUAUGAGGCAGCUGAUCGGUUACAAGGUCCUGAAGGAAGCUCGGUGGAUUUGGCUGUUCGCAGUGGAUCUGAGAUAAGGCACCUAGUUCUGAAGAGAGAGAAAGUCACCCUAAACCCUGUAAAGUCAAGACUAUGUGAGAUCCCAGACUCAGGAAGGGAUAGUGCAAGGAUUGGCUACAUCAAAUUAACAUCAUUUAACCAAAAUGCCUCAGGUGCUGUUAAGGAAGCGAUUGAGACACUAAGAAAAAACAAUGUAAAAUCCUUUGUGCUGGAUCUUCGGAAUAACAGCGGUGGACUCUUUCCAGAAGGAAUUGAAAUCGCAAAAAUGUGGUUAGAGAAAGGUGUAAUUGUUUAUAUAUGCGAUAGCCGUGGGGUUCGUGAUAUUUAUGAGGCAGAUGGAGUAAAUACAGUUGCAGCAUCUGAACCUUUAGUUGUGCUGGUUAACCGAGGAACUGCAAGCGCAAGUGAGAUACUUGCUGGAGCACUAAAGGACAACAAAAGAGCAGUGAUUUAUGGGGAGCCAACAUUUGGAAAAGGGAAGAUUCAAUCUGUUUUUGAGCUCUCUGAUGGCUCUGGCUUAACUGUCACCGUGGCUCGCUAUGAAACACCUGCUCAUACUGAUAUCGACAAGGUUGGCAUAAUACCGGAUCAUGCACUUCCGACAACAUUUCCGAUGGACGAAGAUGGAUUCUGUAGCUGCCUUAAGGAUCCUGCCUCUCCUUGCAAUCUCAAUGGUGGCCUGCUAUUUUCAAGAUCAUAACCCCUCUCUUUUCCUCUCCCAGUCAAGUUAUUUUGUGGAUUCAGAAUUGCUUUUGCUGUUCUUCAAUUUUUUCCCAAAAUGUUUCUCUAUUUUAUUGUAAUUAAUUAGUUACGUUGAGAUGCCUAUAGAAUUUGCCUGCAUCUAAUUUCUGGAAGCUUGUUGUGUUGUCUGUAUGAUGAAGUCUGAUUGGGCUGUUGACUAAUUUUGUAAGCACACGCGAAUAUUAAUUUCGUGAUUCGAUUAUGAUUUAUAGGUUGGCAAA